AUGUCUCAAACUGUAAUUGAGAGAUUACGAAAGAAUCUUCCAACUUUAUUGAUUCCUUUUCUCGUUUCUUGUAUCUCGUUUCGAAACCUCUCGAUAAAGAGGAAGAGAGUAGCAAAGGCAACAACGGUGGAGCCAGGCUCGACGGAGGAGCCAUCCCCGACGGUGGGGCCAUCCAACACAACGACGGUGGAGCCAGGCUCGACGGAGGAGCCAUCCCCGACGGCAAUUGAGGGAGAAGGAGUUGAAGAACAACAAGUCCCGGGGACCUUAAGUCCGGUUUUAGAAGAGUCAGACAAGAAUGAAGAAGAAAAUUCUGAGAAGAAUGAGGAAGAAGAGAGUGGCGAAGAAGAGAGCGAAGAAGAAGACAAAGAAGAAGAGAAAGAAGAAGGGAAUGAGGAAGGGAAUGAGGAAGGAGAGGAGUCCUCCGAUGAUGAUGGUAGUAGAUCUUUGGGCGGAGAGUCCUCCUCUGAUGAGAGUAAGAAGGAUGAGAUUGCGCCAGAAAAUCAGCCGGAAAAUGCUAUGGGUAAAACUAUUGUUUAUUGGUAUAACUGGUAG
Arabidopsis lyrata subsp. lyrata is the source of this 555-nucleotide messenger RNA. RefSeq names its product protein rpi-1. The coding region runs from base 1 to 555 and encodes 184 amino acids. The record is from RefSeq and is a predicted model, not a curated record. Lineage: Eukaryota; Viridiplantae; Streptophyta; Magnoliopsida; Brassicales; Brassicaceae. The transcript has 3 exons.